UCCAAGUACAACUACUGCCCAACCAACACCUACAACCACGACUACCACUACUACCCUACCCACAACUACAUCUCCAUCUAUAACUACUAUGCCACCAACAACAACUACAGUUUCCACUGCUCCCCAAGAAACAACGACCGCUUCACCCACAACAACCACUACUGAAUCAACAAUGUCAACUCCAAUUUUCACUUCUACCAAUUCCCCAACUUCACUUCUUACAAACACUACAAUUCUACAAACAACAGGGAGCACCACCCCCACAUUAACAACAACUAGAGUACCAACCACUACUACGACCCAGUCCACAACUUUUACACCUAAUGGUCCAACUUCUACUACAAUUCCAAGUACAACUACUGCCCAACCAACACCUACAACCACAACUACCACUACUACCCUACCAACAACUACAUCUCCGUCUAUAACUACUAUGCAACCAACAACUAUAGCUUCGAGUACUCCCCCAGAAAAAACGACCGUUUCACCCACAACAACCACUACUGAAUCAACACUGUCAACUGCAAUUUUCACUUCUACCAAUUCCCCAACUUCACUUCUUACAAACACUACAACUCUACAAACAACAGGGAGCACCCCUCCCCCAUUACCAACAACUACAGUACCAACCACUACUACGACCCAGUCCACAACUUUUACACCUAAUGGUCCAACUUCAACUACAGUUCCAAGUACAACUACUGCCGAAGCAACAACAACGACAGUCACAACUACCACUACUACCGUACCCACAACUACACAUCCAUCUAUUACGAGUACGCAACCAACAACAACUACGGCUUCCACUGCUCCCCAAGAAACAAUGACCGUUUCACCCACAACAGCUACUCAAUCAACACCUUCCACUCCAAUUUUCACUUCUACCAAUUCCCCAACUUCACUUCUUGCAACCACUACCAUUCUACAAACAACAAGGAGCACCACCACCUCAUUACCAACAACUACAGUACCAACCACAACUGCGACCCAGUCCACAACUUUUACACCUAAUGGUCCAACUUCUACUACAGUUCCAAGUACAACAACUGCCCAACCAACACCUAUAGCCACAACUGCCACUACUACCCUGCCCACAACUACAUCUCCAUCUAUAACUACUAUGCAACCAACAACUUCAAUUUCCACUGCUCCCCAAGAAACAACGACCACUUCACACAGAACAACCACUACUGAAUCAACACUGUCAACUGCAAUUUUCACUUUUACCAAUUCCCCAUCUUCACUUCUUACAAACACUACCACUCUACAAACAACAAGGAGCACCACCCCCCCAUUAACAACAACUACAGUACCAACCACUACUACGACCCAGUCCACAACUUUUACACCUAAUGGUCCAACUUCUACUACAAUUCCAAGUACAACUACUGCCCAAACAACACCUACAACCACGACUACCACUACUACCCUACCCACAACUACAUCUCCAUCUAUAACUACUACGCAACCAACAACUAUAGCUUCCAGUACUCCCCAAGAAACAACGACCGCUUCACACAGAUCAACCACUACUGAAUCAACACUGUCAACUGCAAUUUUCACUUUUACCAAUUCCCCAUCUUCACUUCUUACAAACACUACCACUCUACAAACAACAAGGAGCACCACCCCCCCAUUAACAACAACUACAGUACCAACCACUACUACGACCCAGUCCACAACUUUUACACCUAAUGGUCCAACUUCUACUACAAUUCCAAGUACAACUACUGCCCAAACAACACCUACAACCACGACUACCACUACUACCCUACCCACAACUACAUCUCCAUCUAUAACUACUAUGCCACCAACAACAACUAUAGCUUCCAGUACUCCCCAAGAAACAACGACCGUUUCACCCACAACAACCACUACUCAAUCAACACCUUCAACUUACAACUACUGCCCAAACAACACCUACAACCACGACUACCACUACUACCCUACCCACAACUACAUCUCCAUCUAUAACUACUAUGCAACCAACAUCUACAAUUAG
Molecule: messenger RNA, 2002 nt
Organism: Paramormyrops kingsleyae
Lineage: Eukaryota; Metazoa; Chordata; Actinopteri; Osteoglossiformes; Mormyridae
Source: RefSeq, a predicted model, not a curated record